GCGAGAGAUGUCGCCGCCGGAGGAAGAGGCCCGGCACGCGGAGGUCUCGCUGACAGUCCGCGUGGAGGCGGGGGCGGUGCGCGGCCGCGUCGCGGAGGCGGAGGGGGCGGCGGGCUGCCACCGGCGCUACCGCUACCGCAGCUUCCAGGGCAUCCCGUACGCGCGGCCGCCACUCGGCCAACUGCGGUUCAAGCCCCCGGAAGCGGUGGAGCCGUGGGAGGGCGUGCGCGACGCCAUCUGCGAGGGAGCGGAGUGCGCGCAGCUCGACUUUUGGGAGCGCUACUACAAGGGAGACGAGGACUGCCUCUACCUCAACGUCUACACGCCGCUGGUGGAACCCGCCCCCAGCCCUGGUGGCUGGCCUGUUAUGGUGUGGGUGCAUGGGGGCGGCUUCGCCCACAGCUCGGGCACGACGCGCGAGUAUGGACCAGACUACCUGCUGGCACACCAGGUCAUCCUCGUCACCUUCAACUACCGCCUGGGACCGCUCGGCUUUCUGACGACGGGCGACGCGGCCUGUCCCGGCAACAUGGGCCUACGUGACGUGCUCGCGGCGCUGCAGUGGGUGCGUCGCAACAUCGCCGCCUUCGGGGGCGACGCCGACAACGUGACCAUCUUCGGCGAGAGCGCCGGCUCCAUCAUCUGCCACGGGCUGCUGCUCUCACCCGCCGCUGACGGCCUGUUCCACAAGGUGAUCUGCCAGAGCGGCGUGACGUUCGCGGCGGCGCUCAACAGUCCUGUGGCCGAUCGCUCGUGGCGGCUGGCGCGUCACAUGGGCCUGCAGGCGGGGGCGACCUCCCACGAGAUGCUGGACUUCCUGCGAGGCCAGCCCGCCAGGGCGCUGGUCGAGAACCAGAUGGCCGCGCGCUCCCAGCAGGACGUGGACAUGCUGGAGCAGUUCCCGUUCGUGCCGGUGCUGGAGGCGGCUGGCAGCCCGGGGGCGCUCAUCACCAGGGAGCCGGCGGACCUGCUGCGCAGCGGCGCCUUCCGCCAGCGGCCGCUCAUCAUCGGCUUCACCUCCAGGGAGGGCCUGCUCUUCUUCAAGGACAUUCUCCAAAACAAGUCAGCGAUACCAGAUCUGGACAAAAACUUCCACAAGAUCAUCCCGUCCAACGUGCCCAUGAAGGACCCUCUUCGUGUCUUCGUGGGGAAGAAGAUAAAGAAGUUCUACUUCGGCGGCCAGCCGUUUGACGAGUCCAGCAUCAGCACGUACUGUGACGUGCGGGGCGACAUGCUGUUCUUGUACCCGUCGGUGCUGGCGGGCCGCCUCCACGCCCGCCUCCCAGACGCCGCCCCCCUCUACCUGUACCACUUCGCCGUCGACGGCCGACUCAACAUGUUCAAGAAACGCUUCGGCGCUGACGCCCACACAGGUGCGAGCCACGGGGACGACGUGCUACACCUGUUCACGGCCGACUGCUGCCGCGACGUCCAGCUGGAGCCAGACUGCCUGGAGGCCAGGACCGUCGCUCGCAUGACGCGCAUGUGGACCAACUUCGCCAAGACGGGGAACCCGACGCCGGACGCCGGCGACCCCGUGCUGGGGGGCGUGGCGUGGCCGUCCAGCGGCGGCGGCCAGCUGCGCUACCUGGACAUCGGCGGGGGCGGGCUGCGCGUGCUGUCCGAGCUGCCCCCCGACUACCAGCGGCGCGUCGCCUUCUGGGACGGCCUGGCCGCCAGCCCCGCCGUGCUCAAGAUCGUCGAGUUCGUCGUCUGCUGCCGCGCCGCGCUGGCGCGACUCCUGCGCAGGAACUGACAACUGCCACCUGGCACCUGACACCUGGCAGCUGUAAAGUGCGUCGGCAAUGGCACAAGUUAACUAGGGCAAAGGUCCUUCCAACGUGCUCCCCGAAAUCUCUGUUUCCAGCUUAUAACACUCUCCUGCAUGGAAUGGACAUUGAAAGAACUCCCUGAUACGCCUGUCUCGUACCGUAUUUUACGAAUUUUUCGCCUCUCUCUCCAACAGUUCAUCUUUUGUACAAAUACAGGCUUCAGAGGACCAGUGGUGCUCUCACCACUGUGUUCUGCGUCUCGUAACUUACACAACUCACAAAAGAAGACGCGCUUCUGUCACUGGCAAGAGUUCCAUAAACCGACGACUAGACUUAACUCCACAGACAAAAGUAUGAUGUUGUUUCAAUAAGUGGUCACAAAUAUUGCCAACUCAUAUUUCACUGACAAUCUCUGCUGGUGUGAUGUCUGGAAUGCUUUAUUUGUAUGUAACUACGCUGCCAUGCUAUAAAUGUGAAAACUUUGUACCCCCAUUGUAGUGUAACGACGUAAGUUUUGUAUAAAUGAUUUUCUUUUGACAUAUGACCCUGUGCAGACUUCGUCACCUACGUCAGUUACAAAACACUUCAAAAUUAUUUAAAUUCUUUUCAAAGUGGUCUCUGAAUGGUUCUUGAACGAAACUGUAAUUAAAACAUCAUCAUUUGAGUCGUAUGCGCAGGAUUACGUCACUCAGUCCAAUUGGUUUGCGCGAACGUUUUUCAAUUUACAUGUCGUUUGUUUCUUCUCGGAAAUUAUAAUAAUGCAAGUUAUCUGCUUUAAUAAAUAUUAAAACCACACCGAAUAAACUUUUAAGACUCAAACUCGCGAUGAACGUUGUCAAAAAUUAAUAAUCUUGUCAAAUAAAUCAGUAAUACUUAUUCCUUAAUAUAAUUCUUCAUAAAUAAAUUCUCGGAACACGUAUUUAAACUUUUGUAGUAUACACUAGUUUAUUAUCUUCAUAUAUACUACAUAUAGACGUGAACCUGAGCCUUCACAAGAUAGGACUGCACAUUUACAAUACGAUUAAACUUUCUAUGACGUCAUUGUUGAAGAAACAUUACAAAUUCUUAUUUUUUCAGGUUUUAGAAGCACGACGCAACAACUCGGUUUGGCUGUCGACCCGCGACGUAUAGUGGCCAGCAAUUUUCUCUCUGGUCCGGCAGUGAAGAUGCUGUCUCCUUUCGUUGCGCCGCCCUCUCCGUACAUGAAACAUAAAAAUAAAUACAAAACUUAAGAUAAUUCACAAACAUUACAAAUAUUACAAAAUACCUAAACAAAACACUAAAUUAAACUUAUAUUCACCUGCAUACUGGGCUGACACUGGUGAAUGGGUCACGCUUCAAUUUCGCGUCCCACUACACCAUGUCGUGUGACAGUUGCCUCAUCCGUGAAAAUACUGUCGUCUAACGUGGCAAUUAUAAAUUUCUGGAUUCCUUUAUCUACUUCUCCUUUUACGUGAGGACUCCCGGUCCCUAACAUUGACACGUACUCUCGAAGCACUCUCAGUAUUUCUUUAACAGUUCUACUGCCUAUUGCUAGAUUUUUUUUUCUUUACAGAAUAAGGCAAGCAGUGGCCAAACCUGAACCAAACGAAAGUUAGUAUUGUCUGAGAGACCUCACAGUCAUGUCGUCCAUACAUCCUAUAAACUCGACAGCAACAGCAAUAACGUUUCCAACCGUCGCACACCGCUGCGCCUUUACUAGAGCACCUGACCAAACCUACACCUACAUACAUUCCAAGUCGAAACACGAAACGAUUUGUAUGGACCCCAAGUAUUGUAACAUCAAAUAUGCCCGUACACUGAACCCUCCUGCCAGAUGCAACUCUCGCCUUCUCGUUCUUUCCUUUAACAGGGUCCACCUCCCCUCCUUUGUUUUCUUUGCUUUCCCCUGCGUAGCGAUGGACAAACUCCUUCCUUACAUCGCUUCCGCAACUGUCAUAUACCCUGAUAUAAACCCUCCCACUUAACCUCGUUCUCCUUGUUGAGCGGCAUUUCGGAACACUGUCAGUCCAGGAUUGACAAUCACGAAGAAAAGAGGUCGCUGGACAGUACAUUUAAAAGAUGAAAACUAUGUUCUGCAAUGACCAAUUUGACCUUUGGGAAAUGUUGGCACACGUAGUUUCGAGGUGACGUCAGCACUACUCGCAUCUCCUACAAAAAAUUAAAAGGUCAGCGCACUAGUGAGUUGCCCUAACCAAAGAAAAUAAGGGAAAGUAUGUGCAGUUAUCAGCCAGUUGAGUGCUCCACAUCAGUACCUGUGAUGCAACCAACUCAAAAAGGAGGGUCACACAAACUGAUACCUCCUUUCUUUUUUAUUAUUAUCUUACAAGGAAAUCAAAUGCCAUAUAAAUAGCAUAACAACAACAAUAUUCACUACUAAUUCGUUCCAGUAUAAUCACCAUAUUUGUUCACAGUUUCUUUGUCAUCUUCAAACAAGAGCAUUUAUACUUGUGCAGUAAAGAUCAUGGUUUCGCUUUCUAAGACACUGGCACAAAGAAUUUUUCAGAGUCUUCAAACGGGUGACCCGAUAAUCCCCUCUGAAUCGUCUAACAGAUGGAAGUCAGAUGGUGCAAGUUCAGGGUUGCAUGGUCCAUAGGGCAAGACUUCUCAGCCAAAUUUUGAAAUUUCGCCAGUUGUGAAGUGACUGGUGUCCGACCUUGGAUUGCCAUGUGAAAUAAGAACUGCCUUCACUUUUGAUGGGCGAAAUCGUUCAUCCAACUUCGGAAGGGUUAGCACGUAUUGGUUAGAGCUUAUUAUGCAUCUUGUCUGCAAAAAAUCAACUACAAUCACACCCUCUAAAUCCCAAAACAUUGACACCAUAACCUUCACAGCAGAACGUAGUGUUUUUAAUUUUUUCCUUGUCGGCGAUGUCGUGUAAUAUCAUUUCAUGGACUGCCUCUUGAACUCUGGUUCAAGAAAUGAACCCAAGUCUCGUCUCCAGUCACAGUUUUUGACAAAAUCUCCUCUGCCUCGACUCUGAAGCGCUGCAACAGAUUGGAUAUAACCGUUUUUCUUGCUUCUAUAUUCUGAUCUGUCAACAUUUUAGGUGCCAAGCGUGCACAAAUCUAGGAGUAACCCAGUUUUUCAAACUGGCCAUCACAUGGCCCUUCCAGAUGCAUAACUGGCGACACAAUUCAACUGCUGUUACCCAGCGGCCAUUGAAAUCAUUUUGGUCAAUACAUUGAAAGUCACUGCAAGUCGCUGGACGACCGCUCCGCAUUUCAUUAGCCAUCUGUGUUCGCCCUCCAGCUUUGCAACUACGAUGAACCAAUCGUUUGACGGUGCUGUCAUGUACCGUAGCAUUGCCACACACCGUCUCCACGUUUCUCUUUCUGCAGUAAAAAAAUCCAAUCACAUAAUACCCUGCUACAAGCACGUCAGAGUCGGACAGUCUCAAAUUCAUGACUGCUAUAUUACCAACAUAAUAAAGGAGAAAAAAAUUGCACGCAUUACUUUCUUGCUGGCUCUGGUACAUUGCCGCUUCAGCGCACAGCUGGCACGUUCACCUCUAUCUAAAAAAAAAACGCACUAUUUCAAUGUUGUGCGACACUUUCAUACAUUUACAACCAGCGUUGGAUGAUUUUUCUUUUACAAAACAGAAAAAGUGUUAUGGUACAGAGAGAGAUAGUAGAUAGCACAAACGAUGUGUCAUUUACAAAUGCAAAGUUGAUGCUACAUACAUAUUUCACAUAAAGAAUUUCCUGUACUUAGAAAAUGAAGCUGAUUUUUCUGUUGAUUUGUGAUCAUAUAUUCCAACAUGAGUGACCGUUAAUUUAUUGCAGGAGUGGAACUGGAACUAUCAUUCAUGUUAAACUUGCAGUCUUUGUCAUUUUGAUUUCUAGUACUUUCAGUAUUGUCACCUUCGUACCUAGCGUACCUGUUCACGUAACAUCACUUGAUAUAACGAUGUGCAUUUGCAACAUACGAAACGUAAGUUAGUCUUGUACAGAACUCAUUUUCUCUCAGGUACAAACUACAUAACAUUUUCCACAUCGCUAACAGGCGAUCAUACAAACUUUACUUCGGUUUAGUAAUUAGACUGUAUCCCCCAUUAUUGAAUAACAUACUACACAUUUUUAUUGUAUUUACAGGAUUUCAGUAUUUUUGUAAGACCUACUUAAAUCUUUCCCGCCGAAGAUAUGGUGCACCAUUUCUUGUUGCUGCUCUUUGGCUCGUGUAGAAGAGACAUAUUUUAGAUCUGUCUCUGUAUCUAGGAUGAUAUCCAUCAGGUCAGAGUCGUCACCACUGCUGGAGCCGAUGUGUUUGAUCAAACGGAAUUCUGCUCGACAGUCUGGUUCAGUUAAUGGAGCAGAUAAGAAAUGAUGUACACCACGGUAGGAAUGUGAAUUUUGAACUUCACGAAGCAAUAUUGUAAUUGAUGCUACAUGUUUAUCGUAGCUGAGGAAGCGUAUAAUAUUUUUGUAUUUGUUUAUAGCUAUAAUAGAAACCUACAGGUUAUACUUUAUUAUUGAUGUCAUAGUAUUGUAUAUGUUAAGUAUGUUUGUUUGCCAGUUUAUGAAAAUUGCGGAAGAUCUUUAUGCUCAAAACUGUUAAUAAACGAAUUUUUGUUAUUGAA
Molecule: messenger RNA, 6348 nt
Organism: Schistocerca gregaria
Lineage: Eukaryota; Metazoa; Arthropoda; Insecta; Orthoptera; Acrididae
Product: juvenile hormone esterase-like
Exons: 10
Coding region: 8-1756 (582 amino acids)
Molecular function (GO): hydrolase activity
Source: RefSeq, a predicted model, not a curated record